Molecule: messenger RNA, 1077 nt
Organism: Aplosporella prunicola CBS 121167
Lineage: Eukaryota; Fungi; Ascomycota; Dothideomycetes; Botryosphaeriales; Aplosporellaceae
Exons: 1
Coding region: 1-1077 (358 amino acids)
Molecular function (GO): oxidoreductase activity, acting on the CH-OH group of donors, NAD or NADP as acceptor
Source: RefSeq, a predicted model, not a curated record
AUGUCCAAGGGCACCAUCUGUAUCACCGGCGCCACCGGCUACGUCGGCUUCGCUACCCUGCUCGAGGCUCUGCGCAACGACUACAACUGCCGCAUCGUCGUCCGCAGCGACUCCAAGGCCACCGUCAUCAAGACCGCCCCGGCCUUCCUCGAGCUCAACAAGUCCUCGGCAUGCUCUUUCUACACGGUACCUGACCUCAGCGCCCCUGGAGCUCUUGAUGAGGCCAUCAAGGGCGUCGACUAUGUCAUCCACAUGGCCUCGCCUCUGCCCUUUGGCGGCGAGGUUCCUCCGGAGGAGCAGUACAACAAGUACGUGGUUCCGGCACUCACCUGCACGCUCGCUGCAUUGGAGAGCGCGUCCAAGUCCCCCUCCGUCAAGCGUGUCGUUAUCACUUCGUCGGUCGGCUCCUACAUCAUGCCGGACGUCCUCCUCGGCCCGGACCAGCCCUCGCUCUUGACCAUCACGGAAGAGGACGUCAACGAGGAUAUUCCGGCUCCUUUCAGCCACCCCCUGACGGCCUACUGCGCAUCCAAGACGGCGGCGAUGCGUCGCUCCCUUGAGUGGAUGGCCGAGCGCAAGCCGUCGUUCGACUUGGUCAACAUCGCACCGUCAUACGUCCAGGGCCGUCACGGUCUUGCGCAGAACAUGGCCGAUUUGACCGCCUCAUCGACAGUGCUCUUUAUCCGCAUGUUCGCUGGCCUUGCGAAGAACGCUGAUGCGCCGCCUGAGGUCGCGGCUGUAUGCCACAUCGACGAUGCCGCUUCGGUGCACGUGCGCGCCCUGGACCGCAACACUGUGCCCGGCAACCAGUCUUACCUCUUCAGCCAGCACUACAACUGGAACGAUGUCCUGCCUGUUGUGGCGGCCAAGUACCCGGAGCAGGUCAAGGCUGGUCUGCUCCCUAACGACAGCAAUGUGCCCUCAAAGAAGGUCCGCUUCUCGGCAGAGAAGGGGCAGCGUACGUUCGGCAUCAAGCUGAAGGGCAUUGAGGAGAUGGUCGACAGCAUUGUGCCGCAGUACCUCGAGAUGCUCGAGAAGGAGAAGAAGCUGGAGAAGGCGACUGCUGUUGCUGUUUAA